CUGAUUACAUCGCUUUUACGCAAUCCUCUUUUCUUUCCUCUUUACACUCGCGUGAUCCUCUUCGGCUCUUCGACGUAUAUAAUUCCAAAAUCCGAAACGUAAUAUCUCCAGUAACGUAUAGACGUGCGGAAAUUAGCAUAUAGAAAUGAUUUUCGAUCGCAUGACGCGAAUUCUCGAGGCUGUAGCUGUGCAGUGAUUGAUAAUUAAUUAAGGAAGGAUCGAGAGAGAGAGAGAGAGAGCUAACUGACUUGACAGUUCUGGGAUUCGUCCAUCCGGUCAGAGUCGAUAAUCGCAUACGGAUUUUAACGGAUUAACUGUCGAUCCGUUUCUUUUAUUUUUUUCCCGCGAUUUUAUGAAAAUAAACGAGCGUGAGAGGACGGAUGCGUUUUUAAUGCGAGGCGUUAUUUCUCGCCUCAACCUUGCAGGGAAAUCGCAACUUGUAGACAUAUUACAUACCCCGGUAAUACGGUAACGGAUUGCGUCAACCAUCGCAAUCGCGACGUGAGGACAAACGCGGACGGAAAAAUCCCAAGCUUCAGCAGACGGCGCGGGCCGAGAGAGGAAGAGAGGGAGGAGGAGAAAAAGACUCCGCGUCUUGAACUACGGCAAAAAAAAAACAAAGAAAGAUAAAGGAAACCAGUUCGACCAGGUUGUGUCGCGUAUGGAAACGUCGGACGCCCGAAAGCUUCGCCGCACGCGGAUCUCCUCCCGCGAGAAACGAGACGCGCGGAGCGGUGCCGCGCUAAACGUCGUCGCGUUUGACGAGCGCGGAUCGCCGCGCGAGCUCUAAGCUCAUCUCUCGCUCGCGACAACGGGCAGCCCGAGCCCGAAUUGCAUAACGUGCGAAAUUCUUGGCUUACGCUAAACUUGGCCUUCCCCGCGCCUCUCGACGAUGGACGCGAGGGACUUUGUCCGCGAUUACGUGAAAUUUCAUUAUAUUUGUCCGCGAUUACGUGAAAUUUCAUUAUAUUGCCAUCCGUCCGCCUCCCGCAAUCGUGUGUCAAUUGGUCGACACCUUUCGAUCCCUCACCGUUCUAUUUUUAAUCUCUUGCACCAUUAUUUCUCCCGCGAAUAACUUCGUUACCUCGGGCGCAGAGCGUAUUGUGUGCGCUCGAUCGAGCUGUCGGCGGUGCGCUUCUCUCUCCUUUUUUUUUUAAAUACUUAAAACGUCCUACCUCUCCGCCGGGGAGGACUGAAAGGUUUUUGCGUUAACGUCGGCAGAUAAGAUAAUAAAUUUGCGCUACGCCGGUGGUCGCGUCCGCGAUUGAAAUGUUCGCUCGCCCUUACGUAAGACGACUUCGUGCGACUUUAAUCAGCUCGCCCUUGAACGGAAACGAACCGGCACGUAUGUCAGGCUUCCCCCGCUUGCGAUUUAUGCAUAUACAUUUUAUCACGUCGUAUAUAUCAAAUAUACCUACUGCGUUGCGCGUCUCUUGUAUACAGUUUUGAUAAGAGCUAGAAUGUUUUUUUUUUUCCUUUACGAAGUAAAACCGUUCCAUAAUUGAGCACGAGAUAAUUUACACGAUACAUUUUGCCGUGUUAAAGUGGCGCGAUUCUUUCACCAGAGACGCGUACGUGUGACAGCGCUUGCAAAACGUUCGCGAUUUCUCGAGUCGACGGUAAAUUUGCGGAAGCAUAAAAGAAAAAGAGAUAAAUUUAGAAAACCUUAGUCUACGCUGCUUGCAUUCGCACCUUAAAUUUCGUCACAAUGGAUUAGCACUUCUUGAAGUUCUAAAAGCUUAAAUUUUUCAACUCAGCUCAGCGUUUGAUUCCUCGCGGACCGUAGUUAAUUGAACUGACGUUUCUUUUUUUUUUUUUGCGUUUGACGAUGUUUGCGACGAGCCUCGAAAAACUAAAAAAACGUUGAAUUAUCAUCGCCUCUAUUUCUCACCGUUUGUCAUUCCGCGAUUCUUUCGCGAGGGAGAACAUUCGUCAGUUGGAAAAGGAGAAGAAAACAAAAAUGAAACCGAUGAUGUUCGUGAAACUCGAGUGCGGUAACGCGACACCCGCGUGUUUCCUUUACUCAUUGUCGACGAUAUUAGAUCCUCGACAUUAGUCAGUUGUUUUUGUCCAAGCGAGAAGAAGUUUCAUUUAGUUAAAGAGAAGAUUGAGAACAACGUGACAAAGAAUAUAGAGAACAGUCGAGGAAUUCCAAACUCUGACGUCGGUCGCUGAAGUUAAAUUCGUGUCCUCGUAUCUAGCGAGAGAGACUCCUUUCAUCAGUUUCCUUUCAACUCUGUCUAUAUUUCCCUCGCGAUUCGAUCGUCGGGCGUGCAAAGGCGAGAAGGCGUGAUAUUCUUUGCAAACUCGAGUCUCCGGGUCCCCAAUGACGACGUGAGGCCAAGAUCAAGCAUUCAAGUUUCAGGAAAAUCUUUUGCGCACGAUGAUACAAAUCGAGAAUACGUUCUUUCAACUGGGUGAGAGCUGUUCGAGGAAUUGCCUGAUCAUCUGCGAUCGCGGUGCGAUGGACGCCUCCGCCUUCAUUUCGAAGGAUAAGUGGGAGCUUAUGAUGGCCUCGAACGGAUGGAACAACGUCGAGCUAAGGGACAACAGGUACAACCAGAUCAUCCACAUGGUUUCGGCAGCGAACGGUGCCGAGGAGUUCUACUCCACGGAGGAGCACGCGUGUCGCUCUGAGGGCGUCGAGCUCGCGCGCGAGCUCGACUACAAGGCCGCGGCCUCCUGGGUCGGUCAUCCGUACUUCGACGUCAUCGACAACUCGCAGGAUUUCGAGACUAAAAUUUGCCGGAUGAUCGAGUGCGUGUGCCAGAAACUGGGCAUCGACACCGGCGACCGAUUGCUCGCCAGCAGCCGCAAGGUCAAGUUCCUCGUGACGGCGCCGCUGCCGGCGGAGAGCGAGUUCCCGCCAUUCCAGGACUUCGACGUCGUGCAUAAUUACCUCCAGAGCAACAAUCCCAAGAUGCAGGCUCGUUUACGCAAGCGCGGCCAGAAAGGCCACUGGUCGUACAUUCACACGAUUCGCCGACCGAAAAUGUGCGGCCAAGUGAUCGAGGUGAAGACCCAACUGACGCACCGAGACUACCUGAACAUGUUGGCCCAGCGCGACGAUUCGCAUUUUACUAUCUUCAAGCGUCGCCGUUGCUUUCUCAUCAACAAUCAGUAUUUCCAGUUAGACAUAUACAGAGAACCGGCGCAUCCCAGAUGUCGAGGCUUGAUGUUACUCGAGACGUACACGGCGUUGACGGGUGAGGAGUUGAAAAACACUCUGCCUCAUUUUCUGACGAUUGAGAAGGAAGUCACCGGCAAUCCGGACUACAGCAUGUUCAACCUCAGCUUACGCGAAGAAUGGAACAGCACCAAUAAAUAUUGCCACAACAUGCAUGGCACCGUGCAAUUGGCAGAUAAUCAAGAUAAGAAGAGUUUGGCGACCGAAAUACAAAGCAAUGGACUCGAUUGCAAACCCGGCAAGGCAUCGAAUUCGAUUACGAAUCAUCAACAGACGAUCGUGAACAAGAGCGUUAAUGGCGCACAAAACGGUCUGACGAACGGUAAAGCAACGCUCGACGAGCGAUGUAACAUUAACGGCGACGACCAAGAGCCGGAAAUUCGCAAUGGCGAUUCGACCAUAAGGCACGAGAAGAGUUUGCGAAAAUUAAAGGUCGACAAACCGCGGGAGAACGGAUUUGGCAACAGUCUCUAAUGGAGGGACGUUUGCGGAAAGCUAACAAAACAAUAAAGUCUCUUAAUAAACAAGCAAUUCGCUAAUAAUUCCGAACUGAUGCGGGGACUUGUUAUCAGUAUCGGCGCGAAUUGUCUGAAUUAAUAUUGAGUAACCAACAACUACUAGCGCGAUAGACUUCUAAAAUUUCACACAGAUAAUAUCUAUUUUUUAAUCAAACUUGCGUGUCGUACUUAAGGAAUUUUCGUGGAAGGUCUUACGGCCAGUUUCGUCAACGUCGAUUAAACUUGGAUCAGAAUCAGGAUCCAGCGUUAAAUCUAUCGAAAAUAUUGACGAGAUUUGCACGAAAAAAAUCUCAAGAUAUUUCAGAUUUUUAAAUGAUAAAUUUUUCAUUCUCUCUAACAUUUCUUACAAUUUUAAAAAAAAUUUCUUAAAAAUUCCAGAUAAAAAAAAUAUAUUUGGAGGGAAAUGUCGAUUAAAGUUGUCACUUUCGUCCCUCUCUCGCGUGAUAUUUCAUAAGUUUCUCCAUAAUUCACACAUCGUUUCUUUUUGAAUUUUCAUAAGAAAGAGGAGAUAAGGAAUGAGCCGAGGAAGAGUAGGAGAUGUGGACUGAGCAAAAGUUGAAGUUACGCGACAUUGAUGAAACGAGGUCCUAGCUAAGUUUUCGAUACAGCUGCACUGAGACGAGCGAUGUACAUUAACGCACCAAGUAUUUGUACUUCGCUUUACUUUAUUCAAGUUUACUCUUCAAUAUUGCCUCAAGUAUUGUCUAACAACUUUUGAAAGCUCGGAAGAACGAUUGUGAUAGAGAGAAAUGUGCGUAUCGUAUUACAAAAAAGAAAAAGAGAUUAGCGUUUGUGCGGAAACGCGAAUCUUAAGAAAGAGAAAUAUCGAGUAUUUGAGACAGCAAUGCUAUCGGGUCACAUAUCCUACGAAAUAAUUAGAAAAUUCUCUUGGGACUGUCGUAUCUUUUGGAAUAUAUAGGAAUUCAAAUGUGUUUAAAUAUCUCGUGUAACGUAUUUAAUGUCAGAAAAAAAGAAAGUCACAAAAGAUGUUAAAAAUUUAUGUUCCGAUGAGUGAUGUAGUAGCAUUUUAUGAUACGUAGGUGAUACCAUUAAUGCAAUAUCGAAGUUGCAGGUUUUAAAGUGAGCUAUCAGAUCUUUACAUCAGCACUUGUACAAAUUUUUACAUAUAUUAAAAAGAAAUCGAUUAAGAUAUCUUGCAAAAUCCUUGAAGCACGAAGUCGGCACUCGCGACAACUUUAACAAGUUGCUCGUGGACAAUGCAAUCUUUUAAUUAGGAAAGAAAGUUGUAAAUUUUUUAGAAAUAUUUAAAUUAAAAUCUGCUCGGUUACAGAAUAGUUUUUUGUUUUCUGAUUUUGAGAAUUGAAGAUACACACGAGGCUGUUAUUCGAAAUACUUUCGAGUAAUUAAUUCUCUUUUAUCGUCGGGCAAACCAAAGCUUUUUCCCUUUUUAUAGAGUAUUCUCAAGCUUUUUAAGAUUUGUAAAUAUAUAUAUGUAUUUUUUAGUCUGUAGGAAUUUCGAAUCUUUUAGAUUUCGAGAAAUUUUAAUCUGAUAACUCACUCGAAAAAUAUGGCAAUGGCGUAGAACAGCCUGUUGUUGCAAUCGUGGCGAAUUCUUAACGAUCGAAUAUAUCAGUACUUAAAUAGGUGCUUGCCUAUAGAGUUAAGUUAAUUGUAUAUAAUGUGGCGCUAUUAUUUUUGUCGAAUUUACCAUUUCUGUGAUUAAUUGUAAUAUGUGUUGUCGAUGUAACCGCGAGAGAUCUCACAGAUAGCGGGACGAGAGAUUUACCGGAGAGAGAAAGAAAGGGAUGACGAUUUAGAGAGGCGAUUUACGAGAUCCCCGUAUAUUUUGCUCGUGACCCUGAAAAACUUGGUGAUGAAUUCUGCGAUGACGCUUAUCCACACGUGUCGCUUUCGCAUUUUCUACACGCCAAACUACAUCAUUCACAAAUUUUUGCCACUGUUUAGAGACGAAGUGCCUGUGAAACAUUCAUUCGCGAAAAUAAAGAGAAAGAAAUAUAUAUGUAUAUAUAUAUAUAUAAAUAUAUAUAUGUAUAAAAAGAAACAUGAAAGUCUAUAUUUUCAUUCGAUGAUGCAACAGUGAGUUAUCAACGCGCACUCAGUUUACGUAUAGAUAAUGGAUCUGAAGGACAGAACAUUGUACCCAUAUGCGUCUAAUAAAACAAUGUCACGUGCCUAUCA
This is a messenger RNA of Wasmannia auropunctata (little fire ant), 5865 nucleotides long. RefSeq lists its product as uncharacterized. NCBI's taxonomy places the organism in Eukaryota, Metazoa, Arthropoda, Insecta, Hymenoptera, Formicidae. Gene Ontology annotation, biological process: photoreceptor cell maintenance. The coding region runs from base 2384 to 3661 and encodes 425 amino acids. The transcript is spliced from 7 exons. The record is from RefSeq and is a predicted model, not a curated record. Gene Ontology annotation, molecular function: phosphatidylinositol binding; phosphatidic acid binding; GTP binding.